Molecule: messenger RNA, 966 nt
Organism: Cryptomeria japonica (Japanese cedar)
Lineage: Eukaryota; Viridiplantae; Streptophyta; Pinopsida; Cupressales; Cupressaceae
Product: bark storage protein A-like
Exons: 6
Coding region: 25-966 (313 amino acids)
Biological process (GO): nucleoside metabolic process
Molecular function (GO): catalytic activity
Source: RefSeq, a predicted model, not a curated record
AUAAUUAACAGUGAUGGCCCUUACAUGGGCUUGGUUGUUCCCAACACUUUUGAAAUGGAGCCCCUACUACAACACCCAAAUUUUAUAGUCAAUGAAAACGUUUCCUACGUAGAUCUUUCUGGAAGGAGAUUCCAUGUAGGAGCUAUUGCAGAUCAGAAGGUCAUUGUCGUCAUGACAGGGAUGGGAAUGAUGAAUGCAGCAAUAACCACCCAGCUUCUCUUUAGUUUCUUCAACAUAAAUGGAGUUGUGCACUAUGGAAUUGCUGGAAAUGGAAACUCUGACCAUCAUAUUGGUGAUGUUACUAUUCCACUGCAAUGGGCUCAUACUGGCCUAUGGAAUUGGCAGAGAUAUGGACAAGGAGAGGACGAUGAACUUCCCUUGGAAUCCAAUGGAGACUACACUCGUGAUAUUGGGUAUAUUCAUUUUGCCAACUACAGUACAGAAGAAGGCAUUGAUAAUCUUUUAAAUAAUGUUUGGUACAACCCAGACGAGAUUUUCCCUGAGAGUGGCACUCCAGAAGUUAGAGAACACGCGUUUUGGGUCAAUGUAUCCGAAACAUAUUAUAACCUUGCAGACCAGCUAGAGAAUAUAACAUUAGAGUCCUGCAUCAACUCUACAACCUGCUUGUCAACCACACCAAAGAUUGUGAAAGUGGAGAGAGGAUGCAGUGCCAGCAUUUUUGUUGAUAAUGCUGCUUACAGAAACUUUCUUCAUGAAAAAUUCGAUUGCACUCCCAUCGAUAUGGAGAGUGCAGCUGUAGCACUGGUUAGCCUGAGUAUGGGGAAGCCAUUUAUAAUAAUCAGAUCCCUCUCUGAUCUGGCAGGUGGAUCAAGUACAGAAAAUGAAGCUACUAUUUUCCUCAACUUGGCAAGCAAAAAUGCUGUGAUUGUUGUCACUGAAUUCUUCAAUCUGCUUUUAUCCUUAGCUGAUAAACCCACAAAUGGUUUAGGAGUAUAUAAUAUGUGA